CUCACCAACUCUACCACGUGUAUUUUUGGAGGCGCCCGAACGAGCAUCUCCUCCCUUCCCCAACAGAACACCAUCCUAAAUCCCUACAGUUUUCAAAUUAUGUCCAUCCGAGAGGUGAGCUGUGCCUACCUAGCUUUAGGAAACAAAGUCUCAUGUCGCAUAGGCUACUCAUGUUUUCCCCGAUGAACAUGCAAAACAUUCGAACUCUUUGCUUGAUUGUUUGCAUGCUCUCUUACCUACUUGUUGGAGCCGCUGUGUUCGACGCGCUUGAGUCUGAGACGGAAAGUUCCCGAAAGAAAAUGUUGGAGCUUAAACUGAACGAGUUGAAGAAAAAAUAUGGUUUCUCUGAUGAGGAAUACCGCGAAAUUGAAAAGGUGGUUUUACAAUGGGAGCCUCAUCGAGGAGGAAUACAAUGGAAAUUCGCGGGCUCUUUCUACUUUGCAAUCACUGUUAUCACCACGAUAGGCUAUGGGCACGCUGCCCCUGGCACUGAUGCGGGUAAAGCUUUCUGCAUGUUCUACGCCGUCCUGGGCAUCCCGCUGACUCUGGUGAUGUUCCAGAGCCUGGGGGAGCGCAUGAACACCUGCACGCGCUACCUGCUCAGCCGGACCAAGCGCUGCCUGGGGCUUCGCCGCUCUGAGGUCUCCAUGGGCAACAUGGUGCUGAUGGGCUUCCUGUCGUGCCUGAGUGUGCUGUGCGUGGGUGCCGGUGCCUUCUCCUACUUCGAGGGCUGGAGCUUCUUCCAUGCCUACUACUAUUGUUUCAUCACGCUGACCACCAUCGGCUUCGGUGACUUUGUGGCGCUGCUCAAGCGCGAGGACUUGCAGACCAACACGGUCUACGUGGCAUUCAGCUUCCUCUACAUCCUGGUGGGGCUGACCGUGAUCGGGGCCUUCCUCAACCUGGUGGUGCUGAGGUUCCUCACCGUCAGCUCAGAGGGGCCGCUGCAGGCAGCAGCGGUGGAGGAGGCAGGAGAGGGAGGAGGAGGAGGAGGAGGAAGGCGGAGAGGGGAAGGGGGGAACAUGGGAAAGGAGGGAGGUGACCUGGAGAAGGGUCGGGGUGCUCUGGCUGCGGGACACAGGAAGGAGGAGGAGACAGAACAGGCGCCUCAACCGCCAGGUGCGGUGGAGAACGGAUCGUGCCGGAACAGCAGCCUGUCCUUGCCCGCCGACAGGGGCAGCAGCCGCGCCAACCUCAUCCCAUCCCCCGAGAACCCUCGAGGAUCAACCUUGAAGAGGAAGAAGAGGAUGACCCCGGCUCGGCCAUCACCGGCCCGUCUCCUCUCAUUCUGCUCGGCCGCCUGCUGUCAUCGCCAUGGUCAGACCGGGGAGAGAAGCCCACUGUCCUCCCAGCAUGAGCUGCAUAGUGGAGGAGGAGGAGGAGGAGGAGGAGGCCAUAUCAAUCCCGUCUUCUACAACUCUAUCUCCUACAGGGUGGACUCCCACGGCUCCUGGGCCUCCUCCUUCCCGAGUGGCUCCCUGUGCCUGCGGCAACACUGCACCCCCAUCCACACAUACGCACGCAGGAGGUCUGUCUAGCGGCAGGAGGUCUGCGGCAACGCAGGAGGUCUGUCUAGCGGCAGGAGGUCUGCGGCAACGCAGGAGGUCUGUCUAGCUGGACCAAACACAUGCCUUUCCUUUUCAUUCCCAUUCAUUUCAUUCAUUUAGCGAACUCUUCUAGUCAAAGUGACUUACAGAACAGAUGGGCAUUUUCAUGAGUAUGUCUGCUCUCUGGGUACUGAAUCCUUGUGUUUAGCCCUUUGCUCUGCGACUUGCUCCAAUAACAUGCUUGGCUACAGAAACUAUGUUCUAUAUGUGGUUUAUCAUGUUUAAGUCAUAUGACAUGACAUGAAAGAAACACUUGCUAUAGAUGAUGUAAUAUUGUACUUUUCACAUUUUGAAGAAGUUCCUUUUUUCUGUUUUACACACACAAUUGUAUAGAUUUGUACAGAUGUUUUGUACAUUGUGAGUAUUUAUGAUUAAAUUAUGGGUUAUGCAUUGUUUAGGUCUGGACAUGUCAUCAAGUUCAAGAUGCCUUAUCUGUACUGUUUCGUCAUUUGUUUUUCAUCAGAUCUCUAUCACGAGUCAGCACCCAAAUUUAGCCUGUUAAUGAGGACCACAGCCAUGAAUAAAGCCUUCUCAUCCAAUUAGAGGAUAUUUAAAUUAUAUCUUGUUUUAAAAUGAGAGGACGGGCAAGAGCAAAAGAGCUAAGAAUUAAACAUUUAUCUGGAUACUUUGAUGUUCACAGAAGACUUGGGGAAAAUGUUAGAAAAUGCAGCAGGGUGAUGGUAGUCUGAACUAUCUUCCAUUCCUUGUUUUCCAUAUUGUUUUGUUCAAUGUGCAGUUUGGGUGUUCCUGUUGGGUGUUUCAACAUUGCCUUUCUGGAUUUCUCACCGUUCCUCUUAUACCCAGACUCACUGAUGAAAGAGCGUACCUAAAAAGUAGUGAUUUCCCCAGCCACAGACUUCCAUUUUGUGUCUUAAAAUGAAUCACUUAAUAUUUAAUCAUCUAAUAUAUUGGCAGUUAUAUUAUAUUUAUGCAUGAAAGUUUCAUCCUCAUCAAAAGCAGUUUCCCUCCAAGUCAAAGUGAAUAUUUAAUGGGAUGCGGCAGACAAGAGCUACCCUGUGUCACUUUAAGCAAACUUCCUGUAUCUUUCUGUUCGGUAGACAUACACAUACAUUGCCCACAAAUCCACAGGGAGCAUAAUGCAUGCAUAAUGCCCCCUGCAAACUUUGAGCAAUGAGAAUAGAAAGUAGUUUUGAGUCCACUCUAACCAGUACUGCUGUGCCUCUUGCAGACCUCUAGGACUAAUAGACUAGGUGCACGACAGGCUCUUCCUGUAUGCUCAUUUAUUUCCGGUGGAGCGUUAACUGUGUUGUAACAGCAUCUUUUGUUAUAUUCUGCUCCUUACAUCUUCACACGACACACUGUGGUCAGUAAUAACAAUUUUAACACACGCAUAAAUCCUUCUUUAUCAUAACAUGCUCAUUCCCCAUUGCAACACCCAACCAGGUCCGUGUAGACUCUAAUUACAUUA
This is a messenger RNA of Alosa sapidissima (American shad), 3036 nucleotides long. Its product is annotated as potassium channel subfamily K member 15-like. Gene Ontology annotation, biological process: potassium ion transmembrane transport; stabilization of membrane potential. The coding region runs from base 153 to 1538 and encodes 461 amino acids. Gene Ontology annotation, cellular component: membrane. The transcript is spliced from 2 exons. NCBI's taxonomy places the organism in Eukaryota, Metazoa, Chordata, Actinopteri, Clupeiformes, Clupeidae. Gene Ontology annotation, molecular function: potassium ion leak channel activity. The record is from RefSeq and is a predicted model, not a curated record.